Molecule: messenger RNA, 3715 nt
Organism: Manis pentadactyla (Chinese pangolin)
Lineage: Eukaryota; Metazoa; Chordata; Mammalia; Pholidota; Manidae
Product: histone H3.1
Exons: 3
Coding region: 1228-3168 (646 amino acids)
Cellular component (GO): nucleosome
Molecular function (GO): structural constituent of chromatin; protein heterodimerization activity; DNA binding
Source: RefSeq, a predicted model, not a curated record
GAUUUAAAUAGUAUAGUAAGAACAGUAGGGACUCCAUCUUAAGGCUAAGAUUCAUUUAAAAAACCAGGUAGUUAGUAUAAGAAAAUAGUAAUUUAUCCUCCAUUUGCCCCAUGGUCCCAAGCACAUAAACCGGUGAGAAUUAUACCUGGGGCUUGCCUGGGCUUACCCCCACCUUUAUCUCUAAACAUCCCCACCCUCCCCCAAGGCUGCAGGCCGAGCGGAUCCGUCACAGUAAAAGGCACAACGCUCUGCACCACGCUGCUGCCCUCUCUUUGUCUCUGUCUCCCUGUUCCCCUGCUCUCCCUCCCUCUCUCUCUCUCUCCCCCCCACACCCCUGGGGCAGCCACUUAAUCUUUCAGAUAAUAAAAUCUCUUGCAUGGGCCUGUGUCUCCUGAGUGGUCCUGGGUAAGGAGGGUCGCGGCGAGAUACCCUUUCAUUGGUGCCGUGACUUCGGAUGAGGCUCUCCCAUUGACUUAGCUCUUCCUCUGGGAACCUGAGCUGCUCUGGGAACCCUCACUGCCCGAUGCUCCUCCACGGGCUCACCGUUCAUUUCCCCGGUCGCUCGUCUUCUCGCCCAACACCGGCCUUCGAUUUGGGGAGAUAUAUGAAUGCAGAGAAGAAAUGAAUGCAAAAAUAACUGAAAAUGUAAAUCAGCCCAAAGAAGUUAUGAAAUAUGGAAUGUCUGAUCUUCCUGAGAGUGGUUGAUUACUGUGUAAAUACUGUCCAAAUCCAACCCAUCCUGGUUUGCUGCACAUUGAUCAUCAAAAGGAGAUCAUUAUGAUGCCAGGGUUCUUGUUUGCGGAGCCUUUUUUUUGUGAAGAAUGAGCUUCGCAAACAGUAAAGGUUGUGAAAGCUCUCCAGGCAGUCCAAAAAGAAGUGUGGACCCAACUAAAAGCAGUCUACGAGCCUGGCUCUCCAGAAGCAGCCCACCCGUUCCAAGUUGGAGACUUUGUGUUUGUAAGGCGGCACCGAGCACAGACCCUCGAGCCACGGUGGAAAGGACCCUACUUCGUGUUGCUGACCACCCCAACAGCAGUCAAAGUUGACGGGAUUUCUGCCUGGAUCCACGCAUCUCAUGUGAAACCCGUUAUCUCAGCCGAGACAGCUGACGACCAUCUCGCGUGGAGAGCCCAGUCUACUGAGAAUCCUCUCCGGCUUAAAAUCACCAGAAGACCCCUAAAGUGACCAGGUGCACGUCCGGAGACACCAGCGCCAUUCAGCUGACCCAUGCACCGUACCCAAAAACUCUGCUCCAAGAUGACCACGUCAGCUGGACAAAGACAAUUUACAAAAGCUAAGACUGUGCCGCUCAUCUUAUAUAUUUUGUGCCUUUCCCCCAUUGCACUCAGUAACCCUAACCCCCAUGUUCCUUAUCAGCUCACCUGGGAAAUAGAGAACUGGGAAACUCAUGAAAUAUACAACCGCACUUCCCAUACCAGCCCCUUAGGCACGUGGUUCCCUAAACUGUACUUUAACCUAGACAGAGUAGCAGAUUUAGAAAAGAGAGGCGGGAAGGGCAGGAGCCAGCAUUCAGGCCCCCCUCUUCCCUGCGCCCCUCAGUUCUGUCCGGUUGGAAUGGGAGGGGGAGACUGGCGAGAAAAGCAGCGCCGAGUCUCUGUGAGUCGAAAUGGGUUUUAUGCGUGCCCGGAGUUUCGAAUAGGGCCAGAGAAGCAGCAGUGCGGAGGGGCCGAGUCCCGAUACUGUGCACACUGGAGUUGUGUUACCACCAAUGACGGGGAGUGGAAGUGGCAAGUAACCCCCCAGCUCGUCACUCUCUCGUUUGUUAAACCGUGCACCCGAACUAGGUAUAGCCCAGACUGUAAUCUGCUCAAGCUCCAGUUCACAGAGCAAGGAAAAAAAGACACCCGGUGGCAGACGGGGUUAGUCUGGGGCAUAUAUCUUUACCAGACCCCUCCUUUUGGAACUCUUAUCCGAGUCAAAUUAAAAGUUGAGCCAAUAGUUGAGAUAGCCUUGGGUCCAAAUAAAUUAUUGAGACCCGAAGCACCCAAAACCCCUAGACAGCCCCUCAAAGUGACACAGCCCCCUAAGUCCUUUCCCCAGAGCCUGAGCCCAGCUUGGACACCAGCCCCCACUAUAGCAAGCCAGCCAUCCCGGCUUCUUAGUCUGAUCAGAGGCGCUUUCCAAGUUGUCAACAAUUCCCGUCCCGAGCUAACUCACUCCUGCUGGUUAUGCUAUGAUGUUGCUCCCCCGUACUACGAAGGUAUAGCGUUUGUUAAUGCUCUCAAUCAGUCUUCUGACCCCUCCCAGUGUAGAUGGCAGCAGAAAGGACCGAAACUCACUUUAUCCUCUGUAAGUGGGCAAGGAACCUGCAUUGGGAAAGUUCCUAAAACUUACACCUCCCUCUGCAACAAGACAGAGGUAAUAAGCACCACCCCAACUUAUUAUAUUCCCCCCCCUAACGGGUGGUGGGCCUGCCAAACCGGAGUCACUCCAUGUGUUCAUUCCCAGAAGUUAAGAGAAACGUCUGACUUUUGUGUUCUAGUACAAUUAAUACCCCGCCUUAUUUACCAUCCAUAUGACGAAGUCCUGUCCCAACUAAGCCAGUCUUCGCCCCGAGUCAAACGAGAACCCGUGAGUUUGACUAUCUCCCUCUUACUGGGCCUCGGCCUAGGGGCAGCAGGGGCAGCCACAGGAGCAUCCUCACUAGUUCUCCAGAAUCAGCAUUACCACAGUCUCAGAGAAGCUAUAGAUGCAGAUUUAGAAGAAAUAGAGAAAUCCAUAUCCACUCUGCAAGACUCUUUAACUUCUUUAUCAGAAGUAGUCCUGCAAAAUAGAAGAGGGUUAGACAUGUUAUUCCUCCAACAAGGCGGACUGUGCGCUGCCCUUAAAGAAGAAUGUUGUUUCUACGUAGAUCAUUCAGGAGUAGUAAAAGACUCCAUGGCAAAAGUCAGAGAAGGGUUAGCUAAAAGGAGAAGAGAAAAAGAACAAAACCAAGGGUGGUUUGAGUCCUGGUUCAACUCCUCACCUUGGUUAACUACCCUCAUCUCUACGCUAGUAGGGCCUUUAAUAAUCUUAGUAUUAAUUCUAACCUUUGGCCCCUGCAUCCUAAACCGCCUAGUUACUUUUAUCAAAGAACGCAUUAGCACCGUGCAAAUCAUGGUGUUGAGACAGAACUAUCAGAGUGUUGACCAAACAGAUGACCCCUAGUUCAUGAUUGAAAUAGAUACAAGAAGAAGAGGCGAAUGUGAGAGUAGAAAUAGGUUAAAUGUAAGAAUAGAAAUGGGUUAGCAUAAGAGUAGCCAUCUUUAGGGCCUAAAAGCCAUUUCCUGAGUGUGUGAGAACUGAAACUGGGUAAGGCUGGGAAAAACAAGGUAAUCAAUCAUGAACACUGGAAUAAGGCAACGGUGACCCUUGGUCAGCUAACCUUGGUCAGUAAAACCUACAUACCAAGCUUAUCGUGCGGAACCACCCUGACAAUUGAGGGAUGGUCUUACCCUGACCUCUUGCUUAACCCCAGGAUGUAUGUCCGCCCUGACAAUUGAAGAAUGGUUUUAUCCUGCCUAACCCCAGGAUGUAGUAUAUAUGUCUUGCAAGAAUAAUGUAUAGCUGUAGGAAAUUACUAUGAGUUAAGUGCUUUAAAAAUGAUAUAUAAACCCUUGGUUUCGAAUGCUCGGGGUCCUUGUUGAAACCCGCUGUGUCGGGCAGACACUUGGACCCCAGCUAGCUGGAAUAACAAUAAACCUCUUGCUUGUUG